CCGCCAUCGGUGUUCCGGGCCCCAGGGCCGCGCGCCCGCCCUAGGACUGUGGGUACGGCCGCCAUAUGUGGACCUUAAAACGCCUUGUAGCCUUUUGAAGCGCUUUGACAUCUCUGAAGGGCUUUGUAUUGCAAACUAAAUCGAAGCGCUUUGUAGUCCCGGAAGCGCUUUGACAUCUCCGAAGUAGCGCUGUGCAAACUGAAGCGAUUGGUAAUCGCGGAAGCACGUUGUGGGCUUGGAAACCGAACCGAAGCCUUUAGUAAAUUUUGCAGCUUUUUGACUUUUCCGAAGCGCUUUGGCAUCCCUGAAACCUAGAGAACUGUGAUGGGCAGUGGAAAGAAAGGGGAAAGGUGCCCAUGGCGUCGGAGCGGCACAAGGUCAAGCACCAUUGGAGCAGCACUUCGGAAGGGUGUUCCCGCAAGCGCAGCUGCCUCCGGGAGCCCAGUGAUGUGGCCCCCUCCAGACGGUCAGCUCGUAGCUCUUCGUCGCGUUCUGGAGGGGCCAGCAGCCCCAAACGUCUGAAAGCCCAGAAGGAGGACGAUGUGGCCUGCUCACCUAGGUUGUCUUGGGACUCAUCCCGCCGCAGAAAUUCCUCCUCUUCCUCCCAUUCCUCAGGCCCAAGUGUGGACAGUGCUGCCUCCAAAGGCUGCCUGAUUCGGAGCACUGGGCAGUUCCUUUCGUCAGGGGGAUCCCCUCUGCGCCCUGCCAACUCCUCUCUAGAAGAAAUGGCUUCUCUAGAGGAAGCCUGCAGCCUUAAGGUUGAUUCCAAAGAUAGUUCUCGUAAUUCCAUGAACUCUGAGUUUGCAGCUGAAGCUGACGGUCAAAAUGAUACAAUCGAAGAACAAAACAAGGUUCAGAAAAGGAAGAGGGAUAGACUUCGAGAUCAAGGCUCUACAAUGAUCUAUUUGAAGGCUAUCCAGGGUAUCUUGGGAAAGUCAAUGCCAAAAAGGAAGGGAGAAGCUGUCACUAGGGCAAAACCAAACACAGGAGAGCGUCCUAGCCGCGGAGAAGGCCCAGCCAGAAGCGUUACUGUGUCUGCUCCUCCAAAAGAGAAAGAGUCAGCCCCAGAGGUCAUAGCAAAGGAGGAAAAGGCUGUGCUGGAGAAGAGCAACUUCUGCAACAGGAGAGUGGUGAUAGACCCUCAGGAGAAACCCAGCGAGGAGCCACUUGGUGACCGAAGGACAAUCAUUGACAAGUGCUCUCCAACCCUAGUAUUUUUGGAUGACUCCGACUCUCAUUUAGAAAGCCAAAAGCCUAAAGAAAGAGAGGUGGUGAUAGAGCACACCUCUUCGGGAAGUGACUGGUCCGAUGUGGAUGAUGUCUCCACAGUCAGAUUCUCUCAGGAGGAGCCUGUUUCGCUGAAACUCUCAGCAGUUCCAGAGCCUUCUGCCUUCCCCACUGACUAUGUCAUGUACCCGGCUCAUUUGUACAGUAGCCCUUGGCGUGACUAUGCUAGCUAUUGGACCAGCAGUGCCAAGCCUUCAGGCUACCCCUCCAUGGGCAGCAGCAGUAAUGACACAUUGCAAGCUAGUAGGAGCAGUCGGGGCCUCCAGAGUAAUUAUUCCUCCAAUUCAAGAGUGAGCUCCCAAGACACCUCCAGAGACCUGGAGGUAACAGAAGAAGGAACCUCCCCAAAUUCUCGUUCAUUUCGUUUCUCCAGAAGCUUGGAAGAAGUCAAGGAGAAAAGAACAUUCCAGGAGGAGACGCCACCCCGUUCUUGUGAAGGACGUGCAUCUAGCUCCCUGCCAAGGAACCAUCGGGAGCCAAGCCUAGAGGAGGGUUUCAUUGAUACCCAUUGUCACUUGGACAUGCUCUAUUCCAAGUUGUCUUUUAAAGGGACCUUUAGCAAAUUCAGAAAAAUUUAUAGCAGCUCCUUCCCUAAGGAAUUUCAGGGCUGCAUCUCUGACUUCUGUGAUCCCAGGACACUGACAGAUUGUCUCUGGGAGGAGCUAUUGAAAGAAGAUCUGGUAUGGGGGGCCUUUGGCUGUCAUCCUCAUUUUGCACGUUAUUACAGUGAGAGUCAAGAAAGAAAUCUUUUACAAGCCUUAAGGCACCCCAAGGCUGUGGCAUUUGGGGAAAUGGGCCUGGAUUACUCUUACAAGUGCACCACGCCUGUCCCAGAACAGCACAAGGUAUUUGAGAGACAGCUGCAGCUGGCCGUGUCUCUAAAGAAGCCCUUGGUGAUUCACUGCCGAGAAGCUGAUGAAGAUCUGCUAAGCAUCAUGAAAAAAUUUGUGCCCUCAGACUACAAGAUCCAUAGGCAUUGCUUCACUGGCAGCUACCCAGUCAUCGAGCCCCUGCUGAAGCACUUUCCUAACAUGUCUGUGGGCUUCACUGCAGUCCUGACUUACUCCUCCGCCUGGGAGGCCCGGGAAGCUCUGAAACAGAUCCCGCUGGAGAGAAUCAUCGUAGAAACUGAUGCCCCCUACUUCCUGCCUCGACAGGUUCCCAAAAGCCUUUGCCAGUAUGCCCACCCAGGCCUGGCCUUGCAUACAGUUCGAGAGAUUGCCAGGGUCAAAGAUCAGCCGCUCUCCCGCACCUUGGCUACUCUGCGUGAGAACACCAGUCGCCUCUACAAUCUUUAAGCAGAGAGGGUGCAGUCAGGAGUCUCCCAUAGAAGGAUGACCAGUGGCCUGACAGAACAUAGACUGGGUUUCGCCUCUGGCUGAGUCCCAGGACAAGGGUGUGUUUGGAGAGCCCAUUGGAAUGGAGAAAACCAGGACCAGAGAUAGGAUGUUUUCCUUGAAACCUCGUCAUAAGGCUUCUUUCUGCUUCUGGCUGGUGGGUGGGUGGGUGGAUGGGGUGCAGUAGAGCAAGGUGAGGGGUGGUGGUUUGCCUCCCAGCCACAAUGCUCCAGGGCAGUCAGGGAAGAAGAAAGAGGUUGGUAGAAGGGCGCAACAAGUUUGCCAAUCCAAAUUACUCUUCUGGGCAGCCUGUGUGUUUGAGCAGUCUGUGAAUAAAGUUACCCUCCUACUUGUCUAAGCACAUAUCAAUGUGUAAUUUGGUUCCUGGUUCUUAGUUCUAAAAAUGAACUCCCAAGGGGAAUCUCUUGUGGAGGACCUUCACUGGAGACCUGUCUUUAGAGGUUUAUUUUCCUGCUACCAGUGAUGUCAUCCCCCGUCCUUCUCCAGAUAACUUCAUAUUGGCUCUUGCUGUAUCAACUCUGCAUUGGCACAGGUGGAAGGACCUCAGCUGCUGAUCUCGCUGGUUCCACUGUCAUCAUUUCAGGGGCCCCUAAUUGUCCAGGGAAAGUCCUGGCUAAUGGAAAUCCAGAUAGAUUGGGGGACUCAAGGAAGAGGACUCCUUGAGGAAGAGGACCCCAAAGAAGGUGUUCCCACUUAUUGAUGCCCCCAGGGCUGCAGAGUGUUAAACUGAUAAGGAUCUAGUUUGCAGCAGAAGUUACCUGCUUGUCUGCUGUUGGGAUUCCAGCUGCCCUUUGUUCCAUAUUUGCCCCCUUUUCCUGGAACACUGGACCAGAAAUACUCCUGUUUCAUCACAUGUGAUAGCCCCUCUUGUGCCCCACCCAGGUUGAGAGGUAAACCAGUUUAAUUCUCCAAAGCCCUGAUGAGGCCAGUCAGCCAUGUUCUAUUUCCUAUUCAGAAUAAGCAAGCCUGGUGUCUGUAAGGCUCUCAGUCCCAUUCAUGGGGACAUCUCCUUUGCCUUUGCUUCCUCUAUGUCCUUUCUCCAUGUUCAAAGUUAGAGGCUCUCCUUUGACUUUGAGCAGCUGGGUCAUCUCAAGUCUUGAGCUGUGUUCUGCUCUGUGCUGGUGCCUUGUAAAGGUAUAUUCAUUACAAGCCCUGGAAGGUUAUAAUAGUCAAGGAUUAAGUGUGAAGACAUUCUAUACUUUGUCCAAAAGGAUCCUUUACCCCGGUCUCUUGCAGUGAGACACGCCACCCUGAGUCCCUUGUGUGUUUCUCGGAGGCCAGUAGCUUAAAUUGUAAAAUUCAUCACUUAGCUGAGUUUCUUUAGGUUGUUUUGGAAGGCACAUUUGAGCCUUGUAAGUUAAAAGGAAAUGACUUAACAUUUUUUGUGCCUGGUAUUUCUGUCUUGCCCUUGUACACGUUCUGGGCUGGGAAGUAGGUCUUAAUUCACUGUUGAUGUUCUGUGGAUUAGCUGUGUGUUGUCUGUGCCUCAAAUUUGGCAGUGUGAGGAAUUGGGCUUGUUCUCCUGCUUGGAAGAUUUGGGGGACUGCUAAGUAUUUCAGAGUGCUUUAUUGUCACCCAAAUAUACUGCAGCAUAUCCAUCUCCUUCACAACAAGCCCUAAAAGUCACUACUGCCUACCUGGGAAACCAACUAGUCCUGCAUUAGGGGAUUAAAAGUGGUGACUAAAUGGAUGUCUCCAAGCCUGUGCAGCCUUUCUGCCAAGGUAAAGCACAAGGUGCUAUAUACUUUUAUUUCUAGGAUUUAGGAUUAUCAUUUCUACAUUGGGGGCGUGAAAGCUGGUUGGCAAUGUUUUUGAUUUUGGAUUGGUGACUUGGUUGUUUUUGCUGUGCUGCUGGAAUGCCUCUGUACUACCCCCACCUCUGGCCAUCAGCUUCUGAAAAUAAAGGAUGGACUCUCA
Molecule: messenger RNA, 4562 nt
Organism: Pteropus alecto (black flying fox)
Lineage: Eukaryota; Metazoa; Chordata; Mammalia; Chiroptera; Pteropodidae
Gene: TATDN2
Product: TatD DNase domain containing 2
Exons: 8
Coding region: 357-2585 (742 amino acids)
Molecular function (GO): hydrolase activity, acting on ester bonds
Source: RefSeq, a predicted model, not a curated record